CAACCAAUAAAAUGGUCUCCCGAGGUGGCUGCGCUGACAGAGGAUUUGUCGGUAGGUUAUAUACUUCACGUCCCACCGAGAAGGUACAUUUAAACCGAAAUCUGUGGCGGAGACGAGAGUGGAGAAAUAGACGCGCACUUAAGGCACAACAAAACAACAACAGCUGAUACUCUCUCAUCGGGGAUCGGUCAGCCAAAUAGGGCAUCUUAAUCUGUGUUUUGCUGCUUUCGUUGGCAAGAUCUUGGAGAUGUCGAACGUCCAGUUAUCGUGCAGCGCGCUGGAGAGGCUGGUGGCCAGGAGGACCUUCCCUCUCCACAGACGCACGAGCGUCUGCCGCAACCUCUUCGGACCGGUGGAUCACGACGAACUGAGCCGGGAGAUGAAAGACAAGCAGCGGGAGAUUUCUGAACGGGACCAGCAGAGAUGGAACUUUAAUUUCGAGGCCAACACCCCGUUGGUCGGGGAUUACGAGUGGGAAGAGGUGCCCGUGGAUACGACCCCGGUGUUUUAUCAGGACUCUGUACAGAACGGCAGGACCAGGGUAGCCGAGACACCCGUCAAGCAGAGGCCCUCCUCGGACUCUGUUCUCCCGGAGACCCCUGAUAUGGAUGUACUGGAGCGCUGGGCCGUGCCCGAGAGCAGCGGCGCUCCGUGCCCGGUGGAGGUUAACCAGGAGAACCGCACAGACAAGCUCAACUCAGGGAGGCCAGCUCACAGACAAGUCCCGUGUGUUAGACGCAAGAUAACGGCCGUUGCUGACAACAACAAUACACACAUCACAGACUUCUUCGUGAAACGAAAGAGGGCUGCUGAUAAAAAGUCGAAUGAAACGAGCGCUUGCCACCACUCCAAGUCUCCAAUCCCGGUGGAACAAACUCCACGAAAGAGGAUCCGUUGAAGGUGUUUCUUUUUUUUUUUUUUGCACUAUUUGCCUGCGCAUUUUUUUGGAGGAUCAAGACGAGGAUGUUUUUCUCCCUGCUUCUUCAACGCAAGAGAGGAGAAAACGGGGGACGGUGUGGGAGACAUAAGCCCGACCGGCCGGUUGCUUCGGCUCGGUGCGCCUCGGCGGAGCGCAGCCUGAACACUCGGGACCAAACUCUCAGGACUGAAACGGUUUGGGGGAGGAAGGGGAGAGGAAAAGAGAGGACAUGUCAACCGAAUGACUUCUAUCCAGUACAAAUGUAGCAUCCAUUGUUGCUUUUGCAUACAGCCACUCGACAGUGUUAAAUGUUUUAACAUCUGUGCAAUCCUAAAUUACUUUAAAAAGAAUUGUCUACACUGGCCAAAAGUGUACAGCUUUAUAGAGACAACAGCCUAUAAUUGUUUAUUUCUGUUCUGUUUUUUUUCUGUAUAUGUAUAUUUUAAUAAGUCUAUUCUAACUUAUAAUUUAUUUAUGUUUCUUUAUAUUUGUUCAAAUGCCUUGUUGAUUUAGCCAAAGGGCAUGUUUUUAUUUUAUUAUUUCCAUUUUGUGUUGUUGUGAUGUUUUGCAAUCAUGUAGCUUAGUAGUCAACACUUGAAAAAAACAUAGGUUUCUUUGUGUUUCUGAGCCGUUUCUUUGUGUUUGCAUACAAGUGCCCUAAUUAUGUCUUGUAAAAAGAUAAGAAUAAAAUAUUCUUCACUUCAACAUUAAGCCGAUUUGUUGGUGUGCUUUGUCUUGGUAACUUUAUUGUUUUUGCUCUGUGUGUUUUGAAGUAAAACUAGUCUUGAAACUGAGAAAAGAGA
This is a messenger RNA of Anarrhichthys ocellatus (wolf-eel), 1722 nucleotides long. It is a transcript of the gene cdkn1cb, whose product is annotated as cyclin dependent kinase inhibitor 1Cb. Bases 248 to 898 code for a protein of 216 amino acids. Gene Ontology annotation, cellular component: nucleus. Gene Ontology annotation, biological process: negative regulation of cyclin-dependent protein serine/threonine kinase activity; negative regulation of mitotic cell cycle. Gene Ontology annotation, molecular function: cyclin-dependent protein serine/threonine kinase inhibitor activity. The record is from RefSeq and is a predicted model, not a curated record. The transcript is spliced from 3 exons. NCBI's taxonomy places the organism in Eukaryota, Metazoa, Chordata, Actinopteri, Perciformes, Anarhichadidae.